AGCGACUAAAGCAAUCACCUUUUUCUCGCGUACGACACGUCUUUCUUUGCCCUGGCAGGUGGUGGUGGCUUUCCGAAGAUCAUUCCCGGCAUUCCCGGCAUGCCGGUCGGUCAUCGCCGUCUUUCAAACCAAAUUUAAAUAUUUCGGUGACAUCAAUGUAGCUGUGGGACUGGCUGCUGGUGGGGGGUGGGUGGUGGAGGCAGAGAGCAACAAGUGGACCGAUAGCAUAAGUGGUGUCAUGUUCCUGGCACGUAGGGACAACAGGGUCCAACGAACACUGCGAGUGGGAAAAACAGACAUACCUCAGGCUCUCAGGGAGACGGCCGCAGCUAAAAUAGGAAGCGACUGACGGUGCAGAUGGACUGAGGCGAGAUUAAGGCAGGUCUUUCCUCCGUCGGAUCUUCUCCCUCCAAAUUGUGUCAUCUGUGAACAUUGUUAGCACCUGGAACGAUGAGUAAGCAGGCAACUCUGGCCAACUGCAUUGCCAAGAUGUACGAGGGGGGCAAGCUGGACAAUGGUGGGAAGGCCGGACCGGUUCCAGGGGCCAAGAAGCCUGCCAACACCUUGCUCAGCAGCCUGGGUAGCGUGGAGGUCAAGCUGAACCUACUGGAGGCAAAGGUGGAGCAGAUCUCUGACAGUCAGGCGGAGGUGCUGAAGAGACUGGACUUGGUGUGCCGGGGAAUUGGGAGCCUGGAGAGGGAAGUGGUCCGACUGGGGCAGGAGAAGGAGGUGGUGGCUGCCCGGAGGUGCCAGGCAGGCAUUCUAGAUGAGGUCAGGACACUGUGCGGUGAGACGGUAUCGCUGCUCCAGAGCCUCCAGCAAGAGAACCGACAUCAGCGGGAGAAGAUGGAGGGAAUCGGGCGUUCUGUCUCCACCACCGACAAGGUGCUGGCAUACCUGGCCGACAUCUUCCGGAGCUCUCGGAUCGUGGAUUUCAUCCUGAGGGGCUCUGUGCCUCAGAUGGGGGCCACAGAGGAGAAGAAGGACAAAUCGGACGACAAAAGCAUAAAGCCUAAAUUCUCUUUCUGCGAUAAAGGGACCCAGGUCGGGCCAGACACUGAGAAAGCCGCAGAAAAUGCCACCCAGACCCCUAGCGAUGCAGCAGAGAAUAGGAAUGCCACGGAUAUCUCUACUCCUGGCCAGAGUCGGCCCAUGGAGUCGCACCCAUCUACUGCUGCCCGGUCGGACAAGCAGGGUGGCGAUGUGAGUGCGAAGGUGCCCAGGAGGCCCAAGGAGGUCACCCACAAGAGCAGAGAGCCUACGCGAACUCAGACCUUUGCCAAGGAUGCUCUUGAGGAUGUGGAAAGUCUAGAGGUACUUGGCAGAGAUGUUCCGGAGCAGGUCGACGAAGUGGAAGGGGUUUGCGUGGGUGCAGUGGCCAGGCUGGCAGAAAGCGAACCCCAGGAGGCAAAGCCCACAGAGCUAAAGAGUGAGGCCGGCCAGGAUGUCACUGGCUUAGACGUCCAGGAGGUGCCAGUUCCAGAGCUGGUGGUGGCUGCUGAGUGCAGGGAUCUGUCCUCAGCCCCAUCCCAGGGGCAGCAGGACACGACCCUCAGCCCUGCAGCCACAUCUGCGAGCCCUGCAGAGGACCUUGUCAUUUCGGAGAUGCCAGAAGUCAGUGGGGGCAGCACCGGGACGGAAAGCCAGUUGGAUCUGGAGCCCAAGCUAGAGGUCAUCCUGCAACCUUCCCAGGCUGACCAGACUGAACAGGUCCCCCCAGCCCCCACUGUCACCAAGCAGAUGCAGCCAGAAGUAUCACAGAAGGAUCUCGAGGUCUCGAGCACCAGGCAGCUGAGCCCGACAACGGGCGCUGUGAAGAGGAAGAUUCCAGAAUCACAUCUUAUCAUUGACGACUGCCCCCCGCAGCCGGCCCCGUUCGAGCACCGCAUCGUCAGUGCCAAGCAGGUGCCCAUGGGCACAUAUUACGCCGUCAAGACCAACGAAGUCUUGGGAGGGGGUCGGUUUGGCCAGGUCCACAAGUGUGCCGAGCUCUCGUCGGGACUGACGCUGGCAGCCAAGAUUAUAAAAGUAAAGGGAAUGAAGAACAGGGAUGAAGUGAAGAAUGAAAUCGGGGUCAUGAACCAGCUGAAUCAUGUCAACCUGAUCCAGCUCUACGACGCAUUUGAGUCCCGAACCAAUCUGACUCUCAUCAUGGAGUAUGUGGAAGGUGGUGAGCUGUUUGAUCGCAUCGUUGAUGAGAAUUACCAGCUGACGGAGCUGGACGCCAUCGUGUUCACCCGGCAGAUCUGCGAGGGCGUGCAGUACCUUCAUCAGCAGUACAUCCUCCACUUAGAUCUCAAGCCAGAAAACAUUUUGUGUGUGAGUGCCACAGGAAAUCAGAUAAAGAUCAUUGACUUCGGACUUGCCAGAAAGUACCGGCCGCGGGAGAAGCUCAAGGUUAACUUCGGCACGCCAGAAUUCCUGGCCCCUGAAGUGGUCAAUUACGAUUUUGUCUCCUUUCCCACAGACAUGUGGAGUGUAGGAGUCAUCACGUACAUGCUCCUCAGCGGUCUGUCACCGUUCCUCGGGGACAACGACACGGAGACCAUGAACAACAUUUUACACUCCAACUGGGACUUUGACGCUGAUGCUUUCGAGAACAUCUCAGAGGAGGCCAAAGAUUUCAUUUCUAGACUGCUGAUCUCUGAGAAAUGCGGGCGUCUCAGUGCCUCAGGCUGCAUGAAGCACAGUUGGCUGAACAACCUGGAAGAAAAGGCGAGGAUGAAGAGGGUCCGGCUGAAAUCCCACCUCUACCUGCAGUGCUACCUGGCCGCUCACCGUCAGUGGAAGAAACAUUUCUACGCAGUCGCCGCCGCCAACCGGCUUAAGAGGAUGCACAGCCUUCGGUCCAUGAAUCCGGCAUAGUGCUGCACCCCCCCCCACCGUACGGAUCAACACAAGACAGACAUUGUACUUCUUUCCCAAGUUUACAACCUUACUACAAAUUUUGAUGUAAAAAAAGUAAAUAACAGGCUAUUUUCAACUCACCGUUGCACAGUCUAUCUGAGCACAUUGGAAUCAAGCACAUUGCAAUUUUUCUCUUACACAGGGUUUUUUAGUGUAUUGAUAUUUAAUUUCAAGUGUGUUAUUUAAAUGAAGUUUUAAUGCUUCGUACUGCUGUGAAAUCAGUCAUAUCCUGAUGUUAAUUUUUUUUGCCAUUUUGCACAGGUAUGUGUGUUUUCAUAGAGAUGGAAUUCAUUUUGAUAGAUCUAUGAUAUUUAUGACACAGUAGUGCUUGUAACAGAGGAAUUCAUUGUAAUUGCCACUAACGAGGACACUGUUAGGUUUAAAUUUGCAUUUAAAAUAGCAAGGGCCUCCCUCUCGUUCCUUCUGUGAAGGUCGCUUUAAUGUAGCUCUAACCCACCUUGAAGCAACUUCAUUACAGUGUGUCUCUUUUACAGAUU
This is a messenger RNA of Brienomyrus brachyistius, 3404 nucleotides long. RefSeq names its product myosin light chain kinase 3 (gene mylk3). Gene Ontology annotation, molecular function: protein serine/threonine kinase activity; ATP binding. Lineage: Eukaryota; Metazoa; Chordata; Actinopteri; Osteoglossiformes; Mormyridae. Gene Ontology annotation, cellular component: nucleus; cytoplasm. The record is from RefSeq and is a predicted model, not a curated record. The transcript has 13 exons. The coding region runs from base 451 to 2865 and encodes 804 amino acids. Gene Ontology annotation, biological process: positive regulation of apoptotic process; protein phosphorylation; intracellular signal transduction.